AUGUCCAGCUUUUCCGAAUCCAAACCCUCAUCACAACACAACAAGACAAACUCGCCGCCUUCAGCGGAUCGCCUCGCUCCCGUAAAAGAAGCCGUAAAAGCUCUUCUCCAUCAACCCGACUACGAUGACGGUAGCGCAGGGCCGGUCUUGGUCCGCUUGGCCUGGCAUUCGGCGGGCACGUAUUGUGUAGAAACAAACACGGGAGGGAGUAAUGGCGCCGGCAUGCGCUACGAGGCCGAAGGCGGCGAUCCAGCCAACGCAGGUCUCCAGUAUGCGCGGGCUUUCCUCGAGCCCAUCAAGGCAUCGUUCCCCUGGAUCACCUACGCCGACUUGUGGACGCUGGCUGCUGUCGUUGCGAUACGUGAGAUGGGUGGACCCGAGAUAUCCUGGCAGGGUGGGCGGACCGAUUUCACCGACGACUCUCGAGUGCCGCCGCGUGGGCGCUUACCGGACGGGAGCAAAGGCGCCGACCACCUUCGUUGGAUCUUCUACCGUAUGGGCUUCGACGACAGAGAGAUCGUGGCUCUCAGCGGAGCCCAUAACCUAGGAAGAUGCCAUAGCGGGCGGUCUGGUUUCGAGGGCAAAUGGGUCAACAACCCGACUCGCUUCUCGAAUACGUACUUCAAGCUGUUGCAGACGCAUGAAUGGAAGAAGAAGAAACUGGAGAAUGGGUUGGAGCAGUUCGUCUACGUAGACGAGGACCUUGAUCCAGAGGAAGCCGAGGAGGAGACCUUGAUGAUGCUGCCGACCGACAUGGCUCUGCUGGAAGAUCCCAGCUUCAGGGUGUGGGUCGACAAGUACGCCGCUGACAAGGACUUGUUCUUUCGAGAUUUUGCGGCCGUGUUCGCGAAGUUGAUGGAGUUGGGAAUUCGGCGCGACGCCCAAGGCAAUGUCAUUAACCAAGAGAAUAUCGAGGAUGGGUAUAGAAGUGCGCCCAAGAAGAGUGAUUCACCGGGUGUACCUGCACGAGACCAGGACGCGGGACAAAUUGCGCACGAGGCUGGUCAACUGAAGAAGGAACUUGAGCAAGCAAGAGGCCGCGCCGUGGUUAAGUCGAAGCUGUGA
Exophiala spinifera is the source of this 1065-nucleotide messenger RNA. RefSeq lists its product as uncharacterized. Gene Ontology annotation, biological process: response to reactive oxygen species; hydrogen peroxide catabolic process; cellular response to oxidative stress. Bases 1 to 1065 code for a protein of 354 amino acids. The transcript has a single exon. NCBI's taxonomy places the organism in Eukaryota, Fungi, Ascomycota, Eurotiomycetes, Chaetothyriales, Herpotrichiellaceae. Gene Ontology annotation, molecular function: heme binding; peroxidase activity. The record is from RefSeq and is a predicted model, not a curated record.